AUGUCAGCCAGGAAGGGCUCUCUGCUCUCUUCGCCAAAUUAUUCCAAGGAAAUGGCAUGUUCGGAGACCCCAGCUGCAAAUGCCUUUUUGGUGGACUCUUUGAUCAGCUCAGCCUCAGGCAGAGGGGAAGGAGGGGGAGGCGGCGGCGGCGGAGUUGCAGUAGUAGGAGGAGGAGGAAGAGGCGGCGGCAGCAGCUACUACCCGAACAACGGUGGUGUCUACCUGCCACAGGCGUCCGAUUUGCCGUACGGGUUGCAAAGCUACGGGCUAUUCCCGGUCCUGAGCAAAUGCAGCGAGGAUCUGCCCCCGCCGCCGCCGCCACCAAGCAUGGUUCCCACUCCGCACACUUACAUGUCAGGGAUGGAGGUCUGGCUAGAUCCCCCGAGAUCCUGCAGCCUUGAAGAGCCCACAAGCCCACAGGCGACCUCCUGCUCCUUCGCUCCCAGCAUUAAAGAGGAGAGCUCCUACUGCCUCUACGACUCGGACAAGGCCCGCAAAGAGGCACCGGCCACCGACCUGUCGCCUUUCCCGAGGUUAAGCGCAGAGAUCUGCGCCGUGAAUAACGUGGCGGCGGGGGUGCCUGUCCCGGGCUACUUCCGCUUGUCUCAAGCCUAUGGCACCAUCAAGAGCGGCAGCUGCUAUAGCAGCUCCCACCAACACCAACACCACCAACAGCAAGAGCCGCCGCCGCCGCCGCCGCCGCCGGUGCUGCACCCAGGGCAAAUGGUGGCUGCUUCCCAGUUUGCCCCGCAGCCCCAAGUGAGCUUCGAGUCUUCUCCGCCGUUCCCUCUGGCCGCCUCGUUGCCCGAGCAAGGCAAGAAAGACAGCGAGGAUUCUUCCCCACCCAGCACUUUGGCCGGGGAUUCGCAGAGAGGAGAGGAAGAAGGGCAGGCGGCUUCUUCUGCCGCAGAAGAGCUGUCGCCGGCCCCCUCGGAGAGCAGUAAGCCUCUCUCCGAGAAAGAAACCCUAGGCGGCCAGAAGGGAGAGAAUGCAGCCACCUGGCUUACUGCGAAAAGUGGUAGAAAGAAGCGGUGCCCUUACACCAAGCACCAAACCCUGGAGCUGGAGAAAGAGUUUUUGUUCAAUAUGUACCUGACUCGUGAGCGUCGCCUAGAAAUCAGCCGUAGCGUCCACCUCACCGAUAGACAAGUUAAAAUCUGGUUUCAGAACCGCAGAAUGAAGCUGAAGAAAAUGAACAGAGAGAAUCGGAUUCGGGAGCUCACAGCCAACUUCAGUUUCUCCUGAUGGACCUAUGGACACCUUUGAACCCUCUAAGCAGCCCAUACAAUCCUGCACCCCACCCCACCCUAGCUCACCCCACCCCAUUUGGUCAGGCUUUAACUAUUGGCACCUGUGUGGAUUUGAACCUUUCAGUCUCACUCUCAGCCUCUCCAUAGCAUUUUUGUGAUUGAUUUCGUUGGGAUAAAGCCAUAGCAAGGCAAGCCCAACAUUCCUUCUGAACUUCCCUUCUUCUGUUCUCACUUCUGGAGACCCUGACCCUUGAGAAAUAGGAUGUCCCAAACACUACGUGCCUAUUCUCUUUUCCUAACCUAUCCCUUUAAAAAACAAAAAAACAAAAAGCAAUCAGAAAAGAAACCUAGCCAAAGGAAAGGUGCAUUCCGAACCUCUCCGCUAAGCUAUGCCACAUGUUGCAAACUGGGGUUGAGUGUAGUUUUCAAUCAUUUAAACAUUUGACCACACCACCCCAAACAUGGAUUAGGUUUGAUAUUAUUAUUAUCAUUAUUUUUAUUAUUAUUAUUAUUAUUACUAUUUUCUUGUUUAGCCAAUGUUAAGCAACUAUUGUGGAAAGAAACAAAAAGUCAUAUUGUUUAAGAAGCCAAAACUAUUCAUUUGUUUACUGGUUUUUCCCCCCCAUAUGUUUAAUAUUUCAUCUUUAAAAGUUUUCUUGGAAAAGAGGGAGAGAGAAAGAGGGGGGGGGAGAGAGAAACUGCUCCUGUCCUUUCUUGAAAGAUAAGAACAGUUUUAUGUUCCUUAAUGGUUAAAUUAUUACAUUUCCUAGUUGUUGGUAAUUUUUGUUUUAGCUAAAUGGUUCUUAACCAUUUGUUCCUUAUGUUUGACAAGCACAGACAAAGAAAUAUGCGAAAGAACAUUUAUUGAAUGGAGAAGGGGUGGAAGACUCCGAUUUUGCCUAUUCUGUACCUAGAAAUGUAUGCGUGUAUGUGUAUGUGUAUGUGUAUGUGUAUGUAUGUAUGUAUGUGCACACAUACACACACAUACACACACUCUGAAGUAUUUCCUGGCUGUAUGAGAUAGCAAAGAAGAAAACCCAUUUCCUUGAUACUGUGAAGUUACAUGCAUUGAAAAAAAUCAAGCAUGUAGUACAAAG
Ahaetulla prasina is the source of this 2347-nucleotide messenger RNA. RefSeq names its product homeobox A10 (gene HOXA10). Gene Ontology annotation, molecular function: DNA-binding transcription factor activity, RNA polymerase II-specific; RNA polymerase II cis-regulatory region sequence-specific DNA binding. Lineage: Eukaryota; Metazoa; Chordata; Lepidosauria; Squamata; Colubridae. The coding region runs from base 1 to 1245 and encodes 414 amino acids. Gene Ontology annotation, cellular component: nucleus. Gene Ontology annotation, biological process: regulation of transcription by RNA polymerase II. The transcript is spliced from 2 exons. The record is from RefSeq and is a predicted model, not a curated record.